Messenger RNA from Capsaspora owczarzaki ATCC 30864, 3183 nucleotides. RefSeq lists its product as hypothetical. The transcript has 2 exons. The record is from RefSeq and is a predicted model, not a curated record. The coding region runs from base 61 to 3111 and encodes 1016 amino acids. Lineage: Eukaryota; Filasterea; Ministeriida; Capsasporidae. Gene Ontology annotation, biological process: regulation of DNA-templated transcription. Gene Ontology annotation, molecular function: DNA-binding transcription factor activity, RNA polymerase II-specific; zinc ion binding.
UCGUUUUUGCUUUUUUUUUUUUUUUUUUUUUUUUUUUUUGUGUGUGUGUGUGUUUCGCCGAUGCCUCCAAAGCUCAUCUCGAACGCCUGCAGCGCUUGCCAGACACGGCACCGACGCUGCGACGGCGUCAAACCCGUCUGCACUCCAUGCCAGCUCAAAGGGUGGAGCGACCGCUGCCAGUUCGUGCCGGGCAACAAGCGCGGACCAAAGAAACAGACUGACUCUGAGCUGUCCUUUGACGGUGCUGCUGCGGCGACAGGCGGGGCUGUGGUCGACUUUGGCCACAAUGGCGCCCGUCAUCACGGCGGCGGGAUUGAGAAGCGCCGCCCGCUCGGCUCGAGCCUGCCGCUGCCUGUCGCCACAGCUGCAGUGGCCACGGCACAUCGCGGUCAUGUGCAAACGAGUGUGGUCGCAGCAGCAGCGGCAGCAGAUGCACCCAGUCCGCCUUCUAGUCCACUCGUGUCGACGCAUCACCUCGUUUCGCAAAUCCGCCAACUCCAAGACCAAAUCCUGCUCAUGCAGCAAACCCUGUUGAAAGCACCACCAGGCGUAGUGGAUGGCACCCAACAGCUCGCAUCCACGGCCCAACCGGCCUUGCUCCUUCGUCCGUCCGUCGAGUUUGCUUCUCCUUCGCCGCUUUCCGUCCAGCCAUAUUCCCUCCUCGAUCAGAACAGCAAUCUUCUUCAGCAGGCUCAUGACUCGGAUUCCCAAGAUCUAGUUGAGCCUGCUUCGCAGCACCUGCGAGCUACGGUGGCCGUGGCGCCCAUCAUGCACGAACUGGAGCGGUCGUUUGCGCGCAUGUACUUUUCGGACAUUGCAGACGUCUACUACAACUGUGUGGCCCUCGGGACUCCUCUGAUGCCGCGCCAUGUGAUGCAGCUCAUCAUCGAGCAGAGUUGCGAUGAUAUUCAGGAGGACGAUGGCAAUGACGACAACCCGCUCCAUCCAUUGGUCCCGCACCGCGGGCGGUUUUCGCGAGAGGCGGUCGCUCUCCUGCGAGCCAUUCACCUGCUCUGCUUGCAGCGCAUUGGUCGCAAGGAAGCGGCAUUGAAACAGCUGAAAGCGCUCGACGUGGCCAUCUCAAGCAUGUUUGGGCGCCUGCACCAGUCGCGAGAUCUUGCCGCUGCACUCAUCAUCACAGCCUACUACCUGUUUGGCGAGGGAGAAAUCGCCAUGGCCCGCGCCUAUCUGAAACACGCCAGUAGCCACUUGCAGCACUCGCCAAUCGACACGAGCACCGCGCUGACCUGCCCAAGAACCGCGAGCGACAAUCCCGCAGCACCAGCAGCUGCCUCAUCUUCGCCUCCCGUCGUCGAGCAGUCAAAGUUUUCGAAAAUCUACCACUGCGUGGCAAUGGUGGUUGCAGAAAACGUCUUUGAGCAGGUCGACAAGAUGCGAGACAACUUUGCUUGGUACGCUGCGAGCGCGGAGGCUGCAGCGGCGCAUGCGUCCGACACCACGCAUCACUGGGUCUCUCCCCACCUCGUGGCACUCACUUUGCAAAAUCCAGUCCAUCCCAAACAGGCCGCGACCACAGCAGCCGGGCCCGCCAUGGAUCUCGACUCGGUCAAACGCGUGCUCGACUCUUCGCCCUUCCCCCUGUCGUCGCACCUGACGGCGUCGGAUGGCCAUUCCCUGGCACCAUCUUCGCUGUCGACAUCUUCUUCUACUUCUUCUUCUUCUUCUUCUACUUUUUCUUCUUCUGCUGCUGCUCUUUCCUCUUCGUUGGCCACGUCGGGAGCACCGCUGGCGCCAGCUCUGGAGGUGACGGACGCCGCUAUUAGUGUCACCCACAGUCUCGAAGUGAUUAUCGACGGACUGUUUGGCAUGCGGCUCGCUCCAUCCGAUGCGACAAGCGACAAGCACCGUCAUGUCGAUUCUGCGCAGUCGAAAAACGCGCAAUCCUUGCCCACUUCUUCCACUGGCUCAUUACCGGCGUCCGACGAGGACGAAGCCGAGCAGCGCACGAUUCUCAACACAACCUAUCACAUGCUUCUGAAUGGCAUGAAACUCCACCUGUUGUAUCUUCGUUGCGGGCAUAACCCCUCUCAGUUCCACGUUCAUGAUGCGGCCGCCAACAACUACCCACAAGGAACGACCAUUUCGCCGUACUCGUCGCCAAUCGGUGAUGGCCACGAGCCGCUCGACACUGUGAUUGGAACCGCCUCUUCCCCUGCGUCGUCCUUCCAGUCGCUUCACGCUUCAGAGUACGGUCGCGGCGCCGUGUAUCCCGAACACCACCAGCCACACCAACAACGAAACCUACCAAACAACCACAGCAGCAACCUGCCCUUCUUCCUCCUUCCAACGACGGCAAGACCCAGCUAUCCCGAGCUCGACGCCAGAUUGCUUUCGUAUGCAGUGCGAUGCGCAGAUGCAAUCGUACAGUGCACACAGGCCAAGUGCUUUGCAAAAUGCCCUGCCCCAGUCCACGAGAGCGUGGCGCUGGCUGCGCGAGUCUACUUGCAAAGCAUCGACACCUUUUGGACUGGAGACGAGAGCGAUUCGAUUCCUUCGUCCUGGAUAUCGGGACUCGAGGAUUGUCAGCACGCGCUGCAGCUUUUGAGUGCCCGAUACUCGCUUAUUCAGCUCCACCAUCGCCGACUGCUCGACCUCGUUGCAGUCCGACUGCAGUCGUUCGGCCAAGCUCGCGGCGCACGUCCUGGUGUGUCCACCACGCCAGCGUCGUCGAACAUGGCAGCACCAACCACUGCGCUCUCAAUUUCCGAGGAUGUCGCCGAUGUCGUAACAACGGCUCUUACGAACGAUCUGGCUGCUGAUGAAGGAGUCACGCCCGAUUGGCUCGGUCGGGUCGCCAAUAGAGUGGAUCCCGCUGCGUUGUUGCACCAACUGUCGGAAGACUCCAAUGCUGCUGCGUUGGCGUCCACCAGCUUCCUGGAAGUCGACGACGUGCUGGAGCUGUUCAUGAGCGACGUUGCUGGCGCGCACCCCAACCUCGGCCUUGGGUUUGCAAACAACUGGCAGUUUCACGACGCCAACCAGGAGUUGCUCUCCCACAACACUCCCGAUGAUGUUGCGAGCGUAUUGAGUGCCGAUGCUGUGCGGCAUUUGUUGCUCAGUCCCGCAACAAGCUUACCGACCAGCCUGUGAUUUCCUCUGCGUUUGCACAUCUGAAACUGAUUGAGCGAGCUUGUAAGCAAAUACAUUUUGAACCAUCCAAAG